Molecule: messenger RNA, 1255 nt
Organism: Lathyrus oleraceus (garden pea)
Lineage: Eukaryota; Viridiplantae; Streptophyta; Magnoliopsida; Fabales; Fabaceae
Exons: 2
Coding region: 559-1080 (173 amino acids)
Source: RefSeq, a predicted model, not a curated record
AGUUGAGUUUCUUUUAAGUAUUAUUCAUGCACUUAGACUGAAUUCCAAAUUGAGCUACUUUCAAUCCAUAUCUACUACUCAAUAUUUGAGCACUUUCAUUGCUUUUUCAAACCAUUAUUUGUGCACUUUGUCACCAAAAGAGCUUCACAAGAAGAAGCAUUGCAUAUCUUUCAACACAUGCAUUUAAUUAAAUCCUAAAAAAUAGAUAUUUAUUGACAUGUUUUUGGAACUAAUCUAAAAAAACUAUAAUAAGACGGUUUGAUUUGUUGAAUUUUAAAAAAAAAAUUACACAGUCAAAUUUUAAUGAUUUGAGUUUUCCACGAUUCCCAAAUUUUCUCACUAACUACCAUCAACCGAAAUGAAGAUACUUGCUUUUUAUUUUGAAAUAUAAACUUAUAUAAACCGUAGGAUCUUAAUCUAAUGAACAAGAUAACCUCAUUUAAAAGAAAGAGUUAUGCUAACAAAUGCUACAGACGACGGCAAGAUGAGACGUUCCUUCCAAAGGUAUAUUCAUCUCUCUCCCUUCACACUCCUUAGAUUCUUGGCAAAUUAUCUUUAAUGGAGGAAGCUCAGAAUCCGACCGAGCCAUCACCAAAUAGGGAUGAAGUGUCGGAGCAGCAAGCAGCAGAGGCCGGUAAUGUGGUUCUUGUUUUUCAAAAUUACAGAUCCUAUUCUUUUCCUUUUUCAAAAAUACUCAUUUCUAUCUGUGGAAGUAUAGCAGAAAAACCAUCCAGAGAAAGAUAUCGUCUCUUCUUAAAUUUGAAAACUCUCCGGUUUCGCAAAGUGAAAGUUGAUUCUUCUUGCUCCACUGCUGAUCAGAAAGAUGAUGUAGCAAUGAACGAGGGAGGUGAAAACACCGAGAACGAUUCAAAUAAGAGAAAAGAAGGACCUGUAACUAAAACAACUUCUGCAGAAACUCCAUCUGAGAUAAGAAGAGAACAUCCUCCUGGUUCUGGUUCCGGUUCUCAAACAACUUCAGCAGAAACUUCAACCAAGAAAAAAGAUGACUCUUCUUGUUCUGGAUCAAAGAAGAGAAAAGACAGACAUACUCAAACAACUUUUGAAGAUGGAAACACUUGAGAAGUUCAUGAUAUUUCAAAAUCCAUAAUUGUUCCCUUUUCUUUUCAGUUGAUUUUUUAGGAAGGAUAAUUAGAAAUUUAAUUCCCAUGCUGUUAUACAUUUUUCUGUUAUAUUGUUCAGAGAUGGUCUAAGUUAGUAUAAGAUCUUAUUGUAAGACAUUUAAUUACCAGUGAAA